ACGGUGGCCCGGCCUAGUUCCCAUCCCUUCUCGGUCCCACUUUUGCGCUUUCGCACAUGGGGGGACGUUCUGUCCUGUCCACUUGGCGGGCGCUAACCCUGUCCCCCAAAUCCUUGUAGAGAGUCUAGAUCCCCACCUCCCAAACCUGGAGUACUUUGUCGCGGGGUUAGCACUGGCACCGUGUCGGCACCGCACUACAUGCUAUCAAUCUCUCAAGUCCUGCGGUGACUCCAAGUUUGCUAACUUCGUGUUUGGGUAACUGAAGGGGUUCUAGGAGUCCGGCCAGAAGGAGACUUCAGGUUUGGAGGGACUGCGAGCGAGCGACACCCCUCCCUCCUCCCCAGAGGCCACUGUCCCGGAGGCAGCAGCUGCAGCAGCGGCAACUGCUCGCAUCCCAGCCCGGCUCCGGUUACUACUUUCCUCCUCCAGCAUCUCCAGCCAGACAGGGAAAACCUUGUUCAAGUUUGCAGCAGGACUCGGUCUGUGUGCGAAACUGGGGCUCGAGAACCGGACCCCUUCCCUGAGCCCCCAUCUUCCGAGCCUAAACAAGAGCCACAAACAUCGCUUUCUUCUGGGACUCUGCUUGGAGGCCAGCGGCGCUGUUGAGAACAGAUUUUGAAUCUGGGCUGGAGUGGGUGAAGACCAGUGGAAAACAGGUUGCGCUGCCAAUUGCAGCAUCUCAGGACCCGAUUGUUCUUCCAAGAAAAUGGCCAUUUCUUCAAACUCAUGCCUGGGUGUCAUCUGUUCCUUGUUGUGUUGUUGGAUGAGGACAACAUCCUCUCUGAACCUGGAAGACCCCAAUGUAUGCAGCCACUGGGAAAGCUACUCGGUGACCGUGCAGGAGUCGUACCCGCAUCCCUUUGAUCAGAUUUACUACACGAGCUGCACCGACAUCCUGAACUGGUUCAAAUGCACGCGGCACAGAAUCAGUUACCGGACGGCCUACCGCCAUGGGGAGAAAACUAUGUAUAGGCGGAAAUCGCAGUGCUGCCCCGGAUUUUAUGAGAACCAGGACAUGUGUGUCCCUCACUGUGCUGAUAAAUGUGUCCACGGCCGCUGCAUCGCUCCAAACACCUGUCAGUGUGAGCCCGGCUGGGGCGGGACCAACUGUUCCAGUGCUUGCGACGGUGAUCACUGGGGGCCGCACUGCAGUAGCCGGUGCCAGUGCAAGAAUGGAGCGUUGUGCAACCCCAUCACCGGGGCUUGCCACUGCGCUGCAGGCUACCGGGGAUGGCGCUGCGAGGACCGGUGUGAACAGGGUACCUACGGUAAUGACUGUCACCAGAGAUGUCAGUGCCAGAACGGAGCGACCUGCGACCACAUCACCGGGGAAUGCCGUUGUUCACCGGGAUACACUGGGGCCUUUUGUGAAGAUCUUUGUCCCCCUGGCAAACAUGGGCCACAGUGUGAGCAGCGAUGUCCCUGCCAGAAUGGAGGUGUCUGCCAUCAUGUAACUGGAGAGUGCUCUUGCCCUUCUGGCUGGAUGGGCACAGUGUGUGGUCAGCCCUGCCCUGAGGGUCGCUUUGGAAAGAAUUGUUCCCAAGAAUGCCAGUGCCACAACGGAGGAACGUGUGACGCUGCUACAGGCCAAUGUCACUGCAGCCCAGGAUACACCGGGGAACGGUGUCAGGACGAAUGUCCUGUCGGGACCUAUGGAGCAGGCUGUGCAGAGACCUGCAGGUGUGUUAACGGAGGGAAGUGCUAUCACGUGAGUGGAGCAUGCCUGUGUGAAGCAGGCUUCGCCGGCGAGCUUUGUGAGGCGCGCCUAUGUCCCGAAGGGCUCUACGGCAUCAAAUGUGACAAGCGGUGCCCCUGCCACCUGGACAACACUCAUAGCUGUCAUCCUAUGUCUGGAGAGUGUGGCUGCAAGCCGGGCUGGUCUGGACUCUACUGUAACGAAACAUGCUCUCCUGGAUUCUAUGGGGAAACUUGCCAACAGAUCUGCAGCUGCCAGAAUGGGGCUGACUGUGACAGUGUGACGGGAAGGUGCGCCUGCGCCCCAGGAUUCAAAGGAAUCAACUGCUCUACCCCGUGUCCACUGGGAAGCUAUGGGAUAAACUGUUCCUCUCGCUGUCGCUGUAAAAACGAUGCUGUCUGUUCUCCUGUGGAUGGCUCUUGUAUCUGUAAAGCAGGCUGGCACGGGGUAGACUGUUCCAUCAGCUGUCCCAGUGGCACUUGGGGUUUUGGCUGUAACUUAACAUGUCAGUGCCUCAACGGGGGUGCCUGCAACACCCUGGAUGGGACCUGCACCUGCGCUCCUGGAUGGCGGGGGAAGAAAUGUGAACUUCCCUGCCAGGAUGGCACAUACGGGCUAAACUGUGCUGAGCGCUGUGACUGCAGCCAUGCAGAUGGCUGCCAUCCUACCACAGGCCACUGCCGCUGCCUCCCUGGAUGGUCAGGUGUGCACUGUGACAGUGUGUGCGCCGAGGGACGCUGGGGUCCUAACUGCUCGCUGCCCUGCCAUUGUAAAAAUGGGGCUUCUUGUUCUCCUGACGACGGCAUCUGUGAAUGCGCACCCGGAUUCCGAGGCACCUCUUGUCAGAGAAUCUGCUCCCCGGGGUUUUACGGACAUCGCUGUAGCCAGACAUGCCCACAGUGUGUGCACAGCAGCGGGCCCUGCCACCACAUCACAGGCCUGUGUGACUGCUUGCCUGGCUUCACGGGAGCCCUGUGCAAUGAAGUGUGUCCCAGUGGCAGAUUUGGGAAAAACUGUGCGGGCGUUUGCACCUGCACCAACAAUGGCACCUGCAACCCCAUCGACAGGUCCUGUCAGUGCUACCCAGGCUGGAUCGGCAGUGACUGCUCUCAGCCCUGUCCGCCUGCCCACUGGGGUCCCAACUGCAUCCACACCUGCAACUGCCACAACGGAGCCUUUUGCAGCGCCUAUGACGGGGAAUGCAAAUGCACUCCAGGAUGGACGGGGCUCUACUGCACGCAGAGAUGCCCUCUGGGGUUUUACGGCAAGGACUGUGCACUGAUAUGCCUGUGUCAGAAUGGAGCAGACUGCGACCACAUCUCAGGGCAGUGUACCUGCCGCACGGGAUUCAUGGGACGGCACUGUGAGCAGAAAUGCCCGGCGGGAACAUACGGCUAUGGCUGUCGCCAGAUUUGUGACUGUCUGAACAACUCCACCUGUGACCACAUCACUGGCACCUGCUACUGCAGCCCAGGAUGGAAAGGAGCACGCUGUGAUCAAGCUGGUGCCAUCAUUGUGGGCAACCUGAACAGCUUAAGCCGCACCAGCACCGCCCUUCCCGCUGAUUCCUAUCAGAUCGGCGCCAUCGCGGGCAUCAUCAUCCUGGUCCUUGUGGUGCUCUUCCUGCUGGCACUGUUCAUUAUCUACAGACACAAGCAGAAGAGGAAGGAGUCCAGCAUGCCGGCGGUGACCUACACCCCUGCCAUGAGGGUCAUCAAUGCAGAUUAUACCAUUGCGGAAACCCUGCCCCACAGCAACGGUGGAAAUGCCAACAGCCACUACUUCACCAACCCCAGCUACCACACACUCAGCCAGUGUGCCACAUCCCCUCAUGUCAACAACAGGGACAGGAUGACCAUUGCCAAGUCGAAAAACAACCAACUCUUUGUGAAUCUUAAAAACGAGAAUCCAGGGAAGAGAGGUGCCUUGGUGGACUGCACGGGGACGCUGCCAGCCGACUGGAAGCAAGGUGGCUACCUCAAUGAGCUUGGCACUUUCGGACUCGAGAGAAGUUACAUGGGGAAGUCCUUAAAAGAUCUGGGAAAGAACUCUGACUAUAAUUCCAGUAACUGUUCCCUAAACAGCUCUGAAAACCCGUACGCCACAAUUAAAGACCCACCUGCACUCUUGCCUAAAAGCUCCGAGUGUGGGUAUGUGGAGAUGAAGUCACCUGCACGGAGAGACUCCCCAUAUGCGGAGAUCAAUAACUCAACUUCGGCCAACAGGAAUGUCUACGAAGUUGAACCUACAGUGAGCAUUGUUCAAGGAGUAUUCAGCAAUAAUGGUCCUCUCACCCAAGAUCCAUAUGACCUUCCAAAGAACAGUCACAUCCCUUGCCAUUAUGACCUGCUGCCAGUAAGGGACAGUUCAUCCUCCCCCAAGACAGAGGAUGGUGGUGGUGGUGGCGGCAGUGGCAGUGGCAGCUGCAAUAGCAGCAGCAGUAGCAGCAGUAGCAGCAGCAGCAGUGGCAGCGGCAGCAGCGGCAGCAGUGAAUGACAUCCAAGGUCUUCUGGGUGAGCGCUGGAACUCUUUCCAGGCCCGCUGUUGAGGUUGCCAUCUCCCAGCUGAUGCUGCAGAUGAAGUGAACUAAUCCAAGAAGCAGUUGUUGGACACAUACCAGAAAGCUCCAGGCUGAGGCCGACGCCCAGCACGGUGUGUUGCAAACAGGUGGUCUGGAAGGAGAGAACUUCACCAUUUCGCAUUGCGGUUAGGUUAGGAGCUGUUUUAAGAUGUUAGCUGAUGGGAUGAACUUGGCAAAACCUUUCAGAGACACAGGCUUGAGGGGACACUGUAAUUAUCCCUGGAAAAUUAGAAUCGAUAUGUUGUCCUUGACACCACAGAGACACCCCUAGGAUUGUUCAGGUUACCACACAUUUACUUAAUGACGAUGAAAAUGACUAACCAUGUAGGAGGCAAGGAACAUAGUCCUGAGUCCUCCUGCAUGUUUUUCCAUUUGGACUCAGUUUCGUAGGCAUUGUAUGAUCAUUGGAGGAAGAAGUCCGUUGGGCAGUAAAAUUGCGUCAACUUCUAAUAAGCACUAGCAAUGGGAACAAAUCUAAAUGCAAAAUGUUUUUAGAACAAGAAAUGUACAAUUAAAAUUAUUUUAGAUAUAGCAUAAGCAUUGGAGAAACCAAUGCAUAAAUGUGAUAUUUCUGUUUGACCUUUGGCCCAUGUUAGAUUCAUGACAUCAUUCUAAUUGCUGUCUCCGCCAUGCAUAUUUACACAUCAGAUUCACACCUUAUCAGUUAUUCAUAAAUACAAAGAUGCAAUUGUUUUAUUUUUGAUUGAGUGAGUGUGUGAGGAGUGUCAGAGGGUGUACAUUUAAGUGUAAGUUGCUUGGGUGUGAUAAACCUUUAGUAAUACAUGCUGUAAUAUAGACUUAGAGGACUGUUACCCUUAAUUUUUCCCUAGAAGCGAUUGAAAUAUUUUUGGUCAUAUUUGGGAAAAGGGCACUUUCCUUAUUAAUUGUUGAUUUAGAGAAACUAUGCUUAAGCUGGCCUUUUGCAUUGCUAAUGUGACAUGUACCUAUGCCCCUUUAGUUUGUAUUUUCAUUAAGUUGUAUAUUCUGUGUUUGAUAGUGUUUGGAUUGUUAAAUUGCAGGAAUCUGCCGUGGCCAUUGUUUGUUGCGUCAUUGCCAUUCAUUUUUUGCUCGAUACAAAUCCGUUGUUUUUCUUUUGGAGGGAGGAAAUGAAAAUAUACAAUUUGGACCUAUUAAACUGGCUGUUCCUACAAUAGUAUAGUAGCCAUAGGUACACAGCAGAUCACUGGAAUGGAACUUUCUAGAGUCCACAGUGGAGCUCUUCUUUCUGUGGUUAAACUCAGGAAGGAGUGGAUACUACAGGUGACGGUACUAAAGACUUCCAUCACGGUUGUUGACAACUGACCAUCUAAACUGGAACACUUUUUGUAGUAAAUGCAGGCAUGACUAGAACUCAUCCUGUAUUGGUUUCAAUGUGGGCUGUUUCCUGCAGACAGAGGCUGCAGAACAGAGGCUUGCCCGGCGCACACUAUUGCAGACACAUCUUUACCCCAGGGCUUUCAUCUCGUGAGAACACCAAUGUGAUAUGGGAAAGCAUUGCCACACACGAGCCCGCAGAGGAGGGGAAAGGCGAUGUAAUAUCAUAACAGAAUGCUGCAGUCGCUGAUGUUCUAAAGAUAGGAAACCCUUCGUGGCCCUCUGCUGGAGUCCAUUGAUAACGGCCUGCUCCAUGCCUGUCUACUAGCAGAAGCCAUAAAGUAUUGUCCUGGUCAGUCUUCCACGGGGAACAUCCAGUCAUUUUGCAUGCUAUAUCUGUGUCUGUCGUGAUGGGUUAAUUUGGUCAGGUGAAUAAUAAAUCUGCUACAAACACACUUAGGGCAGUUUCUCUUUUAUUAGCUGGAGCAUACUUUAGAAACAAUUGAUUUUUUCCCAGUAGUUAAGCAUUGACUGCUCCCUAGGGAACAAACGUCAGACAGACACAUGGGUUAGCAGCCACAGGAGUCCUUCCUGGUUAUAAAUAAACAAAAAAGAUGAGCACUUGCCCUUUUUCUUUUUGAGCAUGAGGGUAAGUUUGAGGUUCCCUGUUACUCUCUGGAGAUCAGUUUUUAUCUUUCAUUCUACCAUUUGGGGGGAAAAAAGAAAGCUUUGUAUGCAAAGGCCUACAAGGAAAGCCUACGGAGCAGAGGAAGACUCCAAAUGGCCGGCAGCAGCAAGCUACUCUGUAGAGUCCGACUGAGACCUGUAUCCUAGACCCACAUCCUAACACAAGCCGUUGUCCUGCCCUGGAUCUAAGGCAGCACUUACCUAGCAGUUUCUGUGAGACUUUUCCUAAGUCAGAACACUUCAGAAUUCAGACAUUAUAAAUCCCACGUUCGUUGUCUUUGGGGAAAAAUCUAUUUUCUAGAUGUUUUGCUGUAAUCUCUCUCCAGUUUCCUGUGGCAGAAAGAAAAAUGCACCGAAUGAGUCAGCGAGGCCUUGCAUGAGACAGCCGUAUGAGAAUGUGACGCCAGCCACUACUCUUUGCUAGAAGUCAAUGUUUUAAAAUUUCUCUCGUUCACUGCAUUUGUACAGCGUUUCAUCCAAACUUGUCCAAGUGAUAACACGUAUACUUGCUUUCGUUAGGAGAAUAUGAUAAUUGUGGUUAGUUGUAUGAUAAGGAAAUUUUCAUAAUUAUUCACAGUGUUAGACAUGCGCCCCUCCCUGUAGAGUACUAGUAGCAGCCAGAAUUCAAUGUGUUUAGCAAUGUUUCUGUGGGUAUGGACCAGGUACAGAAAAACUGACCUUAGAAGCUUGUAACAGAGCAACACAGGGUGCCAUAGCCAAAUCCAUCAGCAUAGUGACCGCUGACUAGAGAAAUGCAGGCUAUUCUAUGGAAAUAUGGUCAUUUGGACCUCAGUGGGCUGUAACAGUGGUCGGUCUGUUUUCAACCAAAAAUCAAAGUCAAACAUAAGUGUCAUAAUACCACCACUAAUUCACAUUGCUAUUAGAGCUCUACAGUUCAAAUAAGACAAAAAUCAUAACAGUUAAUUUGGGGGCUGUGGUUUUAAAAUAAUGAAUGUUCCAUCUCUGGGUAACAUGUCCUUAGUAUUUCAAUGAAACACUUAAGGGCUAUUUUUAUUUUAAAGUUUUAAUGCCAUGGACAUGUCCAGAAGCUUGGUGUGAAGUGGUUGGUUACGAAGCAGGGGACGACACACAGCAAGCUGCCCCCAUAGAGCCCUGUUCGUUAUUUUGUCUCAGUUUUGUUUUGAUAUGACCAAAUUGCAAAGUAUCUCUAUAUAUUUUAAAAGGAAAAAAUUCCAACUGCAGUCUGGUUUACUUGGUAAUGGCAAACAAAAUUAACGCUUUGAGUGUUAGGCUAUCUCUCUUUUCCAAAGAUGACAAACCUCCUCAGCAUUGGUUCUGCUGUCAUUUCUUUUUUUUUUUUUUACACCCCAGCCCCUGCUGUCAUUUAUUCUGCCAAGUAGGUUUAU
Molecule: messenger RNA, 7645 nt
Organism: Myodes glareolus (Bank vole)
Lineage: Eukaryota; Metazoa; Chordata; Mammalia; Rodentia; Cricetidae
Gene: Megf10
Product: multiple EGF like domains 10
Biological process (GO): apoptotic cell clearance
Cellular component (GO): membrane
Molecular function (GO): Notch binding
Source: RefSeq, a predicted model, not a curated record